AUGAGAAAUCCACUAAUCUAUGGGUUACUAAGGUUGACCUAUAUAUGGUCAAUUGGCUUAUUUCUUAGCUGUAGCCUGAUUUUUCAAGGGGUCCUCGGGAAUCAACAUGACACUCCUGACAUUCCAUUGGAGAUUGAUCUGAAGGCUCCCUGGGAGACUCAUCCUUUUGUACUUGAUGUACUUGAGGCAAUUGCAGCUGAGAAUCCUCAAGCAUACUUCACCACAGUAUCUGCCUUUGCUACAGUGCUUGAGGAGAGAUCAAGCGAGAAUCUCGGUCAGUUAACCGACAAGGAGACACAUGACUUUCUUUUAGAACAUGCGCUCAAAACAAAUUCAUUAACCGAAGAACAGAUAGCAUAUGUUGAAUUAUCACUGGCAUCUCACAGAUAUUCCGCAUUGAUUGAAGCACAAUACCAGUACUUCAAGAUUUGGUCUGGGGCCGAAGUUCAAAGAGCCGCCUCAGCUGAAAACUGCGAAAACGUGUUUGUUUACAACAACGAAGUCAGCUGUGAUACUGAUACUGUGUUUGCAUUGAAAACUGUUACAAAGGCUGAUAACUCUAAUAUUGAAUUGCUUCCCACUGAUAGGCUCAUUGGUGCAAGAAAAGAUGCUCCAAUUGCUGUCUUGUACGCGGACUUAGAGUCAGAAUCUUUUGGCAUUUUCCACACUCAUUUAAUUUCUGCUGCAUUACAAGGAAAAAUUCAGUAUAUUUUACGGUACAAGCCUCUAGUCCGACCUCACAAAAGCGAGCGUGAGACCCUCACUGGUUAUGGUGUUGAAUUGAAUCUUAAGAGAACAGACUAUCUCGUAAUCGAUGAUAGAUCCACGAAGAAAGAUGAUAAGAACGAACAGACUGGCGAACCCUCACAGUAUGAGCAGCUGAGAGAGGCAACAAGCAAAGCCGCAUUAGAUAAAAACGAUAUUCCCAUGCUAGGCUACAAGGCGGCAAACUACGUUUUAUCUAGUGACAACCCCACCGAAGCAUUGAUAAAUGUUACUUUAGAUUUCCCCAAAUACGCGAAAAUUGUAUCCCAACUUGAGUCUGAAAAGGGCGUAGCUAAAGAUGUUCUUUUCAAUACUGAAAAUAGAAUCCUGGGUUCUGGUCAAAAUGCGAUCCUAAUCAAUGGAGCUCCUGCGUUCACUAACAACGAGAGCCCGUUUGAUUUGCUAGAUGCUUUAGACCGUGAAAGAACCCAUAUUAAGAAGCUGAUGGAAUUUGGAUUUGAACCCUCGAUAGCAGCAGACCUGAUAAUGAAAAACUUAGUCGGUGAUGCACUAGAUGAAUCUCCCCUACAGCGCUAUGAUUACAGAACUGAAUCUUUAAUUUGGCUGAAUGAUAUCGAAAAAGAUCCUCGCUUUAGUUCAUGGUCUACAGAUAUCAAUGAGCUAUUAGAACCUCUGGAAUCGCCAGGACAACUCCACCCAAUUCGCCAUAAUAUCAACAGCUUGGUGUUUGCAUUGGAUAUCACUGAUCCUGCUUUCCUAAAUACUUUUAUCCAGUCCACUAGUCUUGUAAGUCGUGGUAUACCGAUACAAUUAGGUAUUAUCCCUUUAGUUGUUGACGAUACUACCGAAGAAAUUGCGAAGCACUUAUAUUAUCUGUAUAAAUAUGCAGUUUCUGCCAACCCAAAGGCUCUUCAAACAUACUUGAGUCAUUUAUUGUCUCAAGUUGAGGCGGUCCAAGCAUUUAGAAGCGCGCUUCAAGUGGAUACAGUUACAUUUGAGACCAUUUUGAGUGAUCUGUCAGGGAGUGGAGUUCAGUCUGCCAUAGAUCAGACCAAGCAAUGGAUGUCGGAUUUCGACGUAGAGAAAUCAAGUUCGAUGCUAACAUUUGCUAACGGUGUCCUUAUGAACAACGUUAAAAAUAUCUUAAUGGAGGCUUCCUUUGUAUUUAGCCGAGAUCUUCAAGAAAUUAGAAAGCUGAUAGCCUCAGGAUCGUAUACUUAUAAUGCAAAGAGUGGCGACGAGAUCCUUCGAGAUCGAUUGAUUUCUGGUGGUUUAAAAAGAAGAAAUGCAAUCAUCAACCCUCCAGAGGGUUCGCCUGCUGCAUACGUGGAUAUCACAGAGUUUGAAAAAGCUUUUGAAGAAGCAGGGUUGUCUGUGCCCAGUAUCAAUAGUGUACGCAAUCAAGCCUCAGAUUCAUACACGACCGUUUGGUUGUUGGGAGAUUUAGAUAAUGAUAAUACUUUGCAGCAGUUACUUGAGCUUUUCAAAUUCAUGGAUUCACAGGAGACUCAAGGCUUCAAUUUGAGAGUGAAAGUAGUCCCAACGAGCGAGAAUCCUGGGGAGAGUGGCAAAGGCUCGAACCUGGUUUCUCUAUUGAACAACAUGAAUGAAAUGUCGGAAACGGAACGAGUGGAUGCUAUCCGCCAAUUUUUACACCCCUAUGAUAGUGAAAACUUGCAGAAAGUGUUUAACAUGGCUUCACACUAUGGAAGUAAAUUAGAGGGGAGAAAGAUUAUUGAAAAAUUUACUACCGCACUAAAAAGUUAUCCCACAUUUUCAAAUGGCUUGCACGUUAUCUUUGCUGGUAGACAUCUUGACAUCCCUAGCGAGACAUAUUUGACGGACAUUGAUUUGGAGAUGUUAUUUGCCAUGGAGCAGAAGAGGAUUGGUUCUAUUGUGAGUCAAUCAAAGGAAUACAUAAAAUCUGAAGGGUAA
Messenger RNA from Sugiyamaella lignohabitans, 2661 nucleotides. RefSeq lists its product as uncharacterized. Gene Ontology annotation, cellular component: endoplasmic reticulum. NCBI's taxonomy places the organism in Eukaryota, Fungi, Ascomycota, Dipodascomycetes, Dipodascales, Trichomonascaceae. The transcript has a single exon. Gene Ontology annotation, molecular function: UDP-glucose:glycoprotein glucosyltransferase activity. The record is from RefSeq and is a predicted model, not a curated record. Bases 1 to 2661 code for a protein of 886 amino acids.